Molecule: messenger RNA, 2089 nt
Organism: Aspergillus sclerotioniger CBS 115572
Lineage: Eukaryota; Fungi; Ascomycota; Eurotiomycetes; Eurotiales; Aspergillaceae
Gene: tyr1
Product: tyrosinase
Exons: 7
Coding region: 1-1956 (651 amino acids)
Molecular function (GO): oxidoreductase activity
Source: RefSeq, a predicted model, not a curated record
AUGACCUUUAUCAUUACCGGGGUUCCGAGGGAGUGUGAUCAACCUGAGGGUCCUCCCUUGCGCCGGGAUAUCGAUAACUGGUAUCUCGAGCAGACGGUUCCAAAUAGCAAACGUAUCCAGCUCACCCUAUUCGUAGAAGCGCUGACCGCCUUGCAAAACACCGACUACACCGAAAAGCUGUCGUAUUUCCGUCUGGCUGGUAUCCAUAGCGCUCCCUGGACAGAGUGGGAUGGUGUACCUGGUCGCCCCUAUAACCCCGACCACCCCGACAACGAAGGCCGGGGCUUUUGUGUGCAUGGCAAUUACACCUUUCCGACAUGGCAUCGAGCGUAUCUGGCCUUGUAUGAGCAAGUCCUAUCCGAAGCCAUGGUUAGAUUUAUCAAUCAAUCUCAUGUGCCCGCUCAGGUAAAAGAAGAGUGGUUGAAUGAGGCAAAGCAAUGGCGUCUCCCAUACUGGGACUUUGCCCGGUUUCCCAAGCACCAACUCGACGGUCCUGAAGCCGACGAACUUCGACUGCCCAUUCUGGCCACAAUGCCCAUGGUUACCGUCAGCGUGAUUGGGCGCCAAGACAAGAUAAGAAGGCCCAAUCCUCUGUACAGGUUCUGUAUGGACAUCCCCAUGGGCGAGUUGCAGCAUCCAUAUCAGAUCACCGCUCAACUGUCCAGUGGAGUCACUCUUCCAUUCGACCAAUGCCAGUCCACCACCAAAUACGGUCUUAUGGCUGGGUAUAACGAGGGAAUCUGGUCUGAUGGUGGCCAGGACUGGCAGCGGGCCAAUCUGGCGUUGAAUGAACAUCCAUGGUACCAAAACAUGUAUGCCUGGGAUCUACUUCCAACCCUCCAGGACUCGACCUUCCGCCUGUUGACAACCCCAUUGGAAAACUGGGGAAUUUUCUCCAGCACCAAGUGGCAUGACGAUCGUGAUAUUGACAUUCUGCCUACCAACUAUAUGAACAUAGAGGCAAUCCACAAUAACGUCCAUAACUGGGUGGGAGGAUUCAUGUUUCGCCGUCCUGAGCAACAUGAUUUAAAGCUCUGGGGUGUCGGCCAUAUGAGCAAUGUUCCUGUUGCUGCAUUCGAUCCUAUUUUUUGGUUGCACCAUUGCAAUAUUGACCGCCUCACUGCGAUCUGGCAGUCGUUGAACCCUGACAAGUGGUUCGAUGACGACAGUCAACAGUCACGGAACGAUGAUCUGAAACCCUUCCACAAGGACAACAACGCAUUUUACAAGUCUGACGACGUGAGAUACUGGCGAAAAUUGAACUACGACUACGCGAUCACCCAGAUACCCGGCAACGACUUAUGCCAAGUAAGAAAUCCGGAGGAAAUCGAGGACGACGUGCGCAGACUGUACGGGAGAAGGAGGGAAGACCUGUACAGAGGCAAACAGGAAUAUGUUCUAACCAUCAAGUACAACCGGCAUGCAUUGAAAGGCAGCCCUUUCCAAAUUAACAUUUUCCUGGGACCAGUAGACCCCAAAGAUUUCUACGACUCUAGGUCCAGGAACUUCGUGGGCAGUGUUUUCAACUUCAGCGCCGCCAUCAAUAGCACCAACUGUGGCAACUGCAUCCAACAAGAGAAAGAGGGUAUUAUGUCCGUGGCCCAGCUUCCGGCCACCUUGGCAGUUCAUCACCACAAACAUAACACCGACAACAAGGACAAGAAGAUUCCGACCCCGCAUUAUGUCGUGGUCAAUAGUCAGGGUCAGGCCGUAGAUUUGAGUGACAACGUUCAAGUCGCUCUUUACGAGGGGGAGGAGCCAAGGGAAGGCGAACCUCCAGGCAACGGCCACAAGGGUAAAUACAGCAAAGUGUCCGAUGGAAAACCUGCCGAGGUGGAUAAAAGGUAUCGUGUAAAAGACAUCGGCAGGCCGGCGACUCCCUCCUUUACCCCCUCCACUUCCUCCUCUUCUUCCCUUUCUUCUUCACCCCUCGUAAUGGUUGCCCGAGAUGAAUGACGCAGAACAUUGGCCGAUAUGCAGUCCCCAUGAGGAUAUAUGCAAUCGACUGAAUGCCAUUCGGCAUUCAGCUUGGGAUGAGUCAAUCAUUAUAUCUAUCUUUUAUGCCGCAUGCAUUAACUUCAUACGAAGU